Messenger RNA from Carassius gibelio (silver crucian carp), 1735 nucleotides. RefSeq lists its product as uncharacterized. Lineage: Eukaryota; Metazoa; Chordata; Actinopteri; Cypriniformes; Cyprinidae. The record is from RefSeq and is a predicted model, not a curated record. Gene Ontology annotation, cellular component: myosin complex. Gene Ontology annotation, biological process: negative regulation of autophagy; positive regulation of apoptotic process; apoptotic process. The coding region runs from base 188 to 817 and encodes 209 amino acids. The transcript is spliced from 4 exons.
UUCUGCGAGCUCGUGUCCAAUGCGAACAAGUUGAGCGGAGGGCGCAGAAUGAAAGCGGAGCGACUUCGUGAUAGUAAAUACAAGCAGAGUGAAGACAGAGUAAAAGAGCGCUGACACAACAAGCGGAAUAAAAACAGCACUGACACACACAUUCAAGCACUGGCGGGCGGUUUUGCUGACUCCGCCGAUGGAUGAUGAGGAUGAACAGCUUCCUCACUGCUGUGAAACACCGCUAAGAAACAAUAGCUCAGAGAACAGAGACGGGAGAGGUGGAGAGGUGGGACAAACAGCUAACAGACACGAACGCUUUAAAGACAGAUCAACACAGACUGCCAGCUCUGUGCUGAAUUCAGCGAGAGACAGAGCUAUGGCACCAUUCCAGGGUUUAGAGAGAGAUGCAUCAUCUCCCUGCAGAGCUGUGAAUGCCAGGACUGCAUUUGGGGCUAACUGUGGAGCCAGGGGCCUUGCGUCACUUACUAUAGCCCCUGGGGCCCCAGAAGGGCCUAGAGCACUUUUCCAUGGAAAUGCUGGAUUUCGUGCACACUUCCCUGCAUUGUUUGAACCCAUCUUGGAUGGCACACAAAACGCAGAAGAGGACGAAGGGAGACCAGAAGAAAAGGAAGAUGAACGGGACAUUGGAAUUAGUGUGGAGAUUCAGAUUGGACGUAAACUGCGUGAAAUGGGGGAUCAGUUUCAGCAGGAUCAUCUUCAGCUGUUCACUCAAAGGGGCCAGAUGGGUUUGUUCCAGCUAGUGACGACGCUCUACAACUUCCUUUUCCCUCGUGAAACACCCCAAAAUGCAAGAGCCCAGAGAUGAGAGGCCAUGGCACACCCGUUCAAGAUCCAAAUGACUUUCUAGUUCCAAAUGAGAUCUGGAUUUACACGGCUCAAAAAGAAGGCUGCCGCCGGUCGGAGACUUUUCUCCUUUUUCUGAAGAAGCCAUUCUCAAAAUGGAGGGUUGGAGAAAAUUUUCUGCAGGUUGCAUAUAACUAUGAAUAUAUUAAUAUUCUGCCUUGUUUCCCCAACACGUUCACAUUUGAGUGGAUCUUAGCGCCUUAAUAAAACCAUCAGAAGAAGAAAGAACUGCUUUAAUUGGCAACAAGCUGUGAGAGAACUCGAGGUCAACAGCAUUUGUGCUGACUUUAUUUAAUGCACCUACUGAACUCUGAUGCAUCCCAGAAUGGCUUAUGCUCGAUUCACUGAGUUGAAGGACAGAACGGACGUGACGCAACACAAGCCAGAGGCCAUUAUAUAUUGCUUCUUAAAGGACCAACACAGUACUGAAAAAAAUAUUGGUCAAAUGCAUAAAAACAACUCGAACAUCUGGUUUUAAUACCUGUAUAACAACAAGCCAUUUCUUAGAACAAGGAGACAAAUAUUAAUUUUGUGAUUUUAAAAGGGUCAUGUUUUCUCAUUAAGGGAGAAUGCACCAUAAAAUUAUUAAAUUUACAACAAUUUUACCCUUCUGAAGUAUUAGUUUGCCUUAAUGAAUUCUGUUCUGCUGUCAUAUAUCAAUGGGAUUACACCAUGACAAGAUUGCUCAAGUAUUACUUUAGAUAUCAGUGUUUAAAGCGUCUUUUUAGUAACUGGUGACAUUCAAAAAUUAAAAUGUGCUCAAAGAGCAAUACACCAAAUCAUAUUUUACAGUAGAACUCAAGCGAUAGAUGCAAUCAAUAAUAUCUAUCUACAAGUUAUCAUAUAAGAACCUAUUAAAGUUCUAAGUGUUGUAUUGGUA